AUGCCUGUCACCGCUCUGAGCAUAUUCCUGGCUAGUACUGUUGCCUCACUUUCACUGGAUUGCCUUUUACAUCCGUUGGAUACAAUCAAAACACGCAUCCAGUCUCCAGAAUUUGUUGGCACCUUGCGAGGCUCAAGGACCAGCAUUCUAAGCGAUACGAAGAUCCUUCGAGGUCUCUAUCAAGGCUUAGGGCCGGUGCUUGUGACCUCAUUUCCUUCUGCGGGUGUAUUCUUCUACACAUACGAAAAUAUCCGGACCAAGUUAGCCUUUGCAUCUGACGAUCAAUCUCAACCAACUAGCUCCACCCUGGUUCUAUCGGAUAUAUCUGCGUCUUGUGUGGCAGAGAUUGCAGCAUGUCUGAUAUAUGCACCCACUGAACUCUUGAAACAAAACGCCCAAAUUGCCUUUUCGCCAUCUGCGAAGUCACCGCCACUACAAACGACGCGACAAUCCCCCAGCGCAUCCCCUGGCACCACCGUCUCGGUACUGCUGAAGAAUAUCGGUGGCCCAACACAGCUUUGGAAGGGCUACUGGGCUCUCUUGGCGCAUAAUCUACCAUGGGUUGUUAUUCAAAUGCCUCUUUAUGAAGCUCUAAGAAGGUAUAUGUCUCGGUCCGGAUCUCAAACCAAGAAGAACGACACGUUCGAGACUGUGAUGAACGCAUCCUUGAGUGCUGCCAUCGCAGGUGGAAUAACAGGUCUCUCUACUGCCCCGAUGGACGUUAUCAAGACUCGGGUGAAUUUGGAUACCCCUGAUCAGAAAUCUGGCAGGAAAGGAGUGAUCAAAGCAACGCAGAGUAUACUCAAAACAGAAGGUCUGCGAGGACUUUACAGGGGGUGUGGUAUAAACACUUUUAUGGCUGUCGUUGGCUCCGGUUUAUACUUCGGUCUUUAUGAAGGGGGGAAACAAUGGCUGGGCGAUUCCUAG
Messenger RNA from Penicillium verhagenii, 927 nucleotides. RefSeq names its product mitochondrial carrier domain-containing protein. NCBI's taxonomy places the organism in Eukaryota, Fungi, Ascomycota, Eurotiomycetes, Eurotiales, Aspergillaceae. The record is from RefSeq and is a predicted model, not a curated record. Gene Ontology annotation, molecular function: S-adenosyl-L-methionine transmembrane transporter activity. Gene Ontology annotation, cellular component: mitochondrial inner membrane. Bases 1 to 927 code for a protein of 308 amino acids. The transcript has 3 exons.